This is a messenger RNA of Calypte anna (Anna's hummingbird), 3360 nucleotides long. It is a transcript of the gene LIMA1, whose product is annotated as LIM domain and actin binding 1. The transcript is spliced from 9 exons. Gene Ontology annotation, cellular component: plasma membrane; actin cytoskeleton. The coding region runs from base 343 to 2154 and encodes 603 amino acids. NCBI's taxonomy places the organism in Eukaryota, Metazoa, Chordata, Aves, Apodiformes, Trochilidae. Gene Ontology annotation, molecular function: actin filament binding. Gene Ontology annotation, biological process: actin filament bundle assembly. The record is from RefSeq and is a predicted model, not a curated record.
AGGUAUCAGAAAGCAGCUGAAGAAGCCACUGCUGAGAAAAGAAGAAGUAACGCAGAAAAUCUUCCCCCUCAUUUUAAAAGAGGGAAUCUGAGUGUACUGAAGAAAAAGUGGGAGAAUCCAGUGCUGGGAACAGAGUUUGGGAAGGAAACGCUCCGGAGCGGCUGUGCUAAGGUUCGGCACAAGGGAACCGGGACCGGUCCAGUUUCUCCCCCAGAAGUGGAGCAAAACCCGGGGGCUGGUGCCACAUCUGAGCCCCAGAGCUGUUCCAGCAUCCCUUGCCACUUGCAGGGCCCCGGUGGGGACAGCAGAAAGUUGAAAGUCCACUCAUCCCAGAGUGGUACCAUGGAAAACUGUCUGCGAGAGCCCCGAGAGGUGGAAAAACCCGAAAGCAGCGAAAACGCGGAGCCUGCGGGGAAGAUCGAGAAAUACAACGUCCCCCUCACCAAGCUGAAGAUGAUGUUUGAAAAGGGUGAAGCGGCUCAGCCCAAGGUCCCUAGAGACCAGAGGAAGACAGCAGUUGGGAGAAGGAUUUCUGAAAACAGCCUCUCUUCUGAGGACUUUGAUGCUGGCCAGGGAGAGAAGAGCCACAGUGCAUCAGGGCAUCUUGCAGAUACCAGUCCAGCACCCAGCCCAGACAAGGCAGAGAGCAAGAAAAGUCUGGAGAUGCCUCGUUUAUCAGAAACUUCAAUCAAGGAUAGGCUGGCAAAAUACCAGGCAGCUGUGUCCAAGCAGGGCAGUUCCACAGUGCCCAUGACUGAGACUCAAGCCAGUGAAAGUGAACUCAAGAAUUACAAAUCUGAGCAGAAGGAGAAUAUGCCACCAAGUCUUGAGGACUCCAGUUCCUGUCAGGAGGGGGAGAAGGUUUCUGGGGGUGAGAACAGCUUGUCUUUCCACUCUGGUCUUCUAGAGGAUGGCAAUGUUGGACAAAACUUGGAGAGAGAGACAGAAGUCCAGAAACCUGUCAGCACAAAGCAGCAAAACUUUGGUUCUAAACCAGUUGGCCAGACAGAUGCAUCUCCACCCAAAGCAGUGAAGAAAUUUCAGUUGCCAGUGAAGGAGUCCUGUGUGGGGUGUCAGAAGACAGUGUACCCAAUGGAAAGGCUCUUUGCCAACCAGCAAGUGUUCCACAUCAGCUGCUUCCGCUGCUCCUACUGCAACAGCAAACUCAGUCUUGGGACAUAUGCAUCUCUGCGUGGGAAUAUUUACUGCAAGCCUCACUUCAAUCAGCUCUUCAAAGCUAAAGGCAAUUAUGAUGAAGGCUUUGGACACAAACCACACAAGGAAUUAUGGGCAGGCAAAACUGAAUGUGAAGAAUCCCCAGAGAAAACUCUCCAUGGUGUAAAUGCAACAGAAAGUCCCCAAAGCCCAGGAGUAGAGGAUGCUCCGAUUGCAAAAGUUGGAGUUCUGGCAGCAAGUAUGGAAGCAAAAGCUUCAGCUUUGCCUGAGAGAGAAGAGAAACCAGCAGAAACAAAAAAGCUGAGGAUUGCCUGGCCACCUCCAUCCGACCAAAGCAUUCAAGGAAGUGCCUUAGAUGAGAGCAUCAAAGUACUCAAACCCAAAUGGCCUCCAGAAGAAGAGUUUUCCAAGCCAGAUGUGCCAGAGGAUGUGGAUCUGGAUCUUAAGAAGUUAAGAAGAUCUUCCUCCCUGAAGGAAAGGAGUCGUCCCUUUACAGUUGCAGCCUCAUUUAGAACAGUGUCUGUUAAAGGCCAUAAAACUGAGAAUUCCCCUUCUCCUACUAAGGCAGAGAGAGAAGUGUUGAAAAGAAAUGAGGAUCUGGUAGACAAAAAGCCAAAAGAAAAGCAGGUUGAGAAUAGAAACAUCCAGAGUGCUGAAGAGAAAAACGUAGAGGAAGAGCAGGAAUUGUCUCCUGACAAAACAGCAGAGCAUAAUUUUGUAGAAAAUGGCCAGGUGAAUGCAGAGACAGAUGAGGAAGAACAUGGGAUGGAAGAGCAGGAGCUUCCAAAUGAAGAAUUCCUUGAACCUAAUUCUCCUAAGCAUUCCAGCUUAGCCCAUGUGGGGACUGCUAAGGAAUCAUCCAACCAGAACCGUAAAUCCCAAGAUGUUGGUUUCUGGGAGGGGGAAGAUCUGGAGGAUUUGUCUGUGGAAGAACAGAUCAAAAGGAAUCGUUACUAUGAAGAAGAUGAUGAAGAAUAAAUUGGCCUUUUUCCUAGAAAACUUGCUGCAAGGUGCUGGGCCUUUUUGAAGUGGUAUUUGUAGCUUUACCAAACAGCUGUCCUCCAUGCUAUGCUGCACGUGGACAUUAAGGGAAUCCUAGGAACCAUCCCAACUAGAAAAAUAUUCUGGAAGCCUGCAAAGAGAAUCCUUAGGUGCAUGGAAAGCAGGAUCUGGGCUGUGGGAUAACUUCAGCAGGUAAUCUCUGUCCCCAGCAUGAGACCAGAGCUCUUCCAUACUUCUGCCAUCUCAUCCUUUUUGAGCUUCAGGACAUCCUUCACUAACAACUGACAGAAUUUCACUGUCCUCACCCCAAACCAGGCUGUGAAACAACCAUUCUGGACCACACUAUUCUUACCACUACAAAUGCUACUGCAGUGCUUAGGGACCAAUUCCAAAGGGACUUUCUGGCCUGCUUGAAAAACUUAAUGCACUUUAAUGCAUGGAAAGGGCACAACUGGGUUGUUGGGGUUUUUUUAAUAAUAAAAACAUUUAUGUUUGUGCUUAGUAUCCAACAACUAAAGCCUCUAAAACCAAGAGCAAUGUGAUUUUCUUUCUGAAAACUGCCAAUGAUCAGCUGGAGACUCCCUGCUCUCUUCAUUUUUCUCUGUGCAACUGGAAUGGUGAGCCCAUUGCUGGAACACUUGUGUUUUGGUGCAUAUCAGAAGCUGUGCUGGCUGACAGAUCUCUUUGAGGACAAACCAACACUUCUGCAGUAGCCUGCAGGGCAUUACUUUUACAUUUCAUAUGCAUUUGAAGUGGGGUUUUGGUUCUGUUUGGGGUUUUUUUUGUUUUCUUUCUCUUUUUACAUGAGUUCAUCAUUCAUUUUAAACUGCAGAUAAUAUUUUUAAGGCCUUUCAACAACUUGGAAAUCUUACUUGUACCAAACUGCCCUAAAUCUUGUCCUUAUGGCUGUGAAAUGAUGCUGCAUUGCAAAAAUCUCUGGAAUAAAACCAUCUCAAGACUGACACUUUCUGAUUGCUAGCAUUGAAGCUUAGUACAUUUUUAAACUUGACUUCAUUUAUUUUACAAACAAGUAAAUCUUGAACAGUGGAAGGAGGAUGCUGUUUUAUAUUAGCUUUUAUUUGUACUGUAUUCUCAUGAGAAUUAGCUCUUAACUAUACUUGAGGUGUAAAAUAUUCUGCUUUCUUAACAGUCCUGCUAACUCCAAAAACUUCAAUAAAGUUU